GAAGUCCAAACGUGAUUGGUUGAAAACAGUCUUUAUGAAUAAGCUGACCAAUCAUGAAAAGGUGAUCUUAUCUACAGUGCAAUUGAAAACAGGAUUGUCGAAAUUUAACUUGCUGUGAUCGAUUUACUGAAAGUUGUAGAAAUUAAAUAAGAAUUUGAAAUGGCCGGAGACAAAGCUGUAGCAACCGCUGCCAAACCCCAGAUGCGCGGGCUCCUCAAUUCGGCCAUCAAGCGUAACCUGAUUGUGGCCAUCACCCUCUCUGCCAUAUCUGGUUUCGCUUUCAAGCAGUUAGUGGGCAACGAACGCAAGAGAAAGUAUGCUGAAUUCUACAGGACAUAUGACGCUGAGAAGGAAUUCGAGGAGAUGAGGAAGAAGGGCCUGUUCCAGUCGUGCUGAGCGGCGCGCGCGUAGUGUAGAAUUAUUAUUAUUUGCUGUGAAUAACGUUAAAAUAAAAUUAUAAUGUAAUUCGCUC
This is a messenger RNA of Plodia interpunctella (Indianmeal moth), 472 nucleotides long. RefSeq names its product cytochrome c oxidase subunit 6C-like (gene cype). NCBI's taxonomy places the organism in Eukaryota, Metazoa, Arthropoda, Insecta, Lepidoptera, Pyralidae. The record is from RefSeq and is a predicted model, not a curated record. The coding region runs from base 160 to 396 and encodes 78 amino acids. The transcript has 3 exons.